Messenger RNA from Mustela lutreola (European mink), 16314 nucleotides. Its product is annotated as cytochrome c oxidase subunit 7B, mitochondrial-like. The transcript has a single exon. Bases 6630 to 6872 code for a protein of 80 amino acids. Gene Ontology annotation, biological process: mitochondrial electron transport, cytochrome c to oxygen. The record is from RefSeq and is a predicted model, not a curated record. NCBI's taxonomy places the organism in Eukaryota, Metazoa, Chordata, Mammalia, Carnivora, Mustelidae.
ACACACACACAAUCAUAUUGGUAGUAAUCCCCAUCAGGAAAUCUUAAACUGAUUGAUAUUUAAAGUGUUAUCAUCUCAGGUGGAAGCUCCCAUCAAGAACACAUUUAUACAACAAUUGCAUUUUUUUCCUUUCUCUUUCUUUUCCGCAAACCUGCUAGCCAGCUUUCUUUUUUCUCUAUUCAGUGCCUUCCUCUUCUCCCCCCACUCCCCUCAUUACUCAGCCCCAAUUUGUACACACACUCUGUCCUGCCCCACCCCCACCCCCAUCUCUAGUGGUGUGAAAAUAGAAAAGCAUCUGAGUAUCUGGGCAGCCUAUCAGUUUGCUAAGGUUCAUUUUAGCUAAUCCAGACAUCCCGCACAGCAGGGGGAAAACUGCUGUAUCUAGUGAAACAAGAGCAUGAAUAAUUAAAACUCUGUUAUUAAUGAACUUCCAGUCGUUAUGUAAAUGAAACUGAUUUCAAGUCUAAUUUGUCAGCCUGAAUUCUUUUUCUGUUCUCCCUUUGUCUAGGACAAGAACUCAUCAUAAUGGACUUGAUAAUAAAACACUAGUAGACAAGCUGUGUGCAGUGCCCAUCUGAGUUAGAGCUUUUAGCCUGCUUAAUUGAUACAGUUACUCCAGAACAAGUCUAUAAGGCAUUUUGUAUGGCUCUACGUUUAAAAGCCGCUCUUUUUCCCUUUGACAGAGCUGCCUAUUAUUCGCACAUACCUCAUUAUCAUUUACCUUUACACGAGGGGUGGCAUAUAAUUACUGCCUAGUAAAUAGUUUCUUUUGCAAUAUCCAUGAUGUUCAAAGACAGCAGAGUUCAAAAAGGUCCAGGGGAAGGGAAGUCUGUAGUCUUCGGAGAAUAACAAAUAGCCACCAGGGAGAGAAAAUAAAAGGAAAGAAAAAGGAAUACUUGACAAAGCUCGAGACCAUUAAGUACCAGUGGCCCAGUGUUCCACCGUCAAGUGUCACUCACGCUAUUGGUGGCUUUGUCCAAGUGAUACCCCGAUGUCUGUGGCUACAUAUUUCAGCGGCAUUGUUUAGGUCCACCGUAUUGUUUGUGAAACCGUUCACUAUUAGGGUGACAGCUUCAAAUUCUACGAUCUGACUUCCUGGAGUUACAAAUAUUUUACACAACAUAAAAGCAAUCAUUAUUUUGACAGAGAGCUACCGGGCAGUGUCGACUCACUGAGAAUUUCCUGAGCCAGAGUCUUUACGUUCGAAUUUGGAAAAUGCUCCCAUACUAUUUUUAGGGAAAUGUGUAAGUUAGAUAUCAGAAUUAUAGUUUGGAUAAUUGGCAGCUGAGUUUAUUUCUAUAAGGCACUGUGUAAGCAGGAUAACAAACAUGAACUCCUAUUUUGUAUACCCGUUCCGCUAAAAUAAUCAGUUUGGGUCCAUGUUUAGAAGGAGGGAAAAAUUCAUUCUAAAAAAUCCUAAAUUUUUAAGCUGCAGAUGCUAACUGCUACCAUGAUUCUUGCUAAUCCAGUAGAUUUUUCAUUAAUGGAAUCCUAGUUCACAAGAAUAUGAAGAACUCAAAAACUUCUUUAGUCCCCCCAGAUAUUGACGUCCUAGCUCCUAGCGAGUUUUGCAUGCCCAAACCAACAUCUGCUGCUCUUUGGCACUGGUGAAAUUAGAGAAGUAUUGAAGGCAUUGUUUACUUCUGCUAUCUUCUGUUAUUUUGUAACAUUGCUUUGUGUAUAUACCAAAGAAUAAAUAUUAUCCUAAUUGCUUUUGUCCAAACAAAGAAAAAAUGGACAUCUCAGCAUCUGCCCAAAUGAUGUAAUCAGUCCUUCAGGAAUCAGAAACUCACAACACACAUUUUCAGUUCCCUAAAAUAUGCCAGACACAGGGCUAAGCAAUGGAAUAAAAAAUAUGAAAAGGGAACAAUUGUUUUUAAAAAGGAGGAGAAAAGUAAGUUAACCCAUAUUCAUUACCUGUUGUGAAAGGUCAUAUAGAUAUACACACGCACAUAUAUAUAAUAGUAUGUAUAUAUGCGGUAUGUAUAUAUAUAUGGUAUGUAUACAUAGGUAUAUAUGUAUACAUAUGAAUAUAUAGUGUAUAAAGAAUGUGUUAAUUGUCAGAGAAACCAAAAGUAAUUUAAUUCCCUAGGAAGCCAGGAAACACGAUGCUUCAGAGAAUAACGUUCUCUCUACUUAGUCUAGUCUCAAAAUUUUAUCUAGUCCGAGCUGCUGUCAGUGUUGUCCAAUGCAAGGUCUGGUGUCAUUUGAUUCCUUUUCUUCUAGAUGCAUUAUAUAGCAAACUAUGCCUCAAUUUUCCAGCCAGCAAAAGGCAUACAGUUAUUCCAAAACAUGUCUGAUCUUCACAAUGUCAAAAUAUAAGUCGAUGGUGCCCUGCAAUUUCACAGGGACAUGGCUAGACCUGUGUCAUCACAAUAGGAAUGGCACAAUUUAAGGUCUGAUGUCACCCAGCUUCACCCUGCUCAAGGGACUGUCCCACAACAUAGGGCAGGCUUGCUUCGGGGCAAUCUUGUUCCCAUUGUAUUUAUUUAUUUAUUUGAAAUAAAUAAGUUUAUUUAUUUAUUUAUUUAUUUCAAAUAAAUAAAUAAAUAAUUUCAUCAUUUUGGGCCUGGCUAAAACCACUGCUCACUUUGAAAUCUUGAUAAACCUUGAAAUUCCUCUGAGCCCAUCUAAACCUAAAUGAGUACCUACUUGAAAAGACAGGAGCAACCCAGUGAUGAGCACAAGAUGUGGGAUGACAUACGACAUGCGAGAGCGCACACGCAUGCACAUGGGCACACACACGUCUCUGCCGGCUUCCAAUGGGUAAUACGGCUCAGGGGGCUAGCAACUGUAUUCCUCCCUAGCAAACUCCAGAAGAUGUCAUAAAAAUACGUAAUCUGGAAUUAAAGUCAAUUAAAGUACGUUGCUUCUUCGGAAAGUUAAAAGGAAAACACACAUAAGUAAUAGAAAUCAAUUAUUGUAUAUUCCCAGGCCUAUUCUUAUAAGCCGGAGAGGUAAUCAAUCACUCUAGAGAUUUCUACAAGGUAAUUACUGUUUAUUCUUUAAUGAUACUACCGUCUUCCUCUUCUUUCUUCACACCAGCCCCCUGCAGCUGCCACCUCACAGAAAGCAAAUAAGCUGCAGUUAAAAAAAAAAAAAAAAAAAAGAGGGAGAGAGAGAGGCUGAAAGAAAGUUGGUGUUCUGCAUAAUGUGGACAAUAAGCCUGCCGAAACUUCAUCCCUCUCUGUGACCCGAGGCUGCAAUACUUUAUGGCCCACGCUGUAUGUACACAUCAUAACUGCUUUUUAGUAAUAAAUGUGGCCGUGGCUUUUGAGAGAACACUGCUGCACAGGGAGAAUUAAUGGGAAAUAUCCUUCUUGUGGAUGUCUAGUCACUCCAAAGAACAAGAUGUCAAAAUAAUAAGCAGCUGAAUAAGAACGUGGACCAAUUAAGAAUUUAAAAACAACUAGCAUCCAACUGAGACUCUUUCCCCCUCUCUAAAAAGGAGAGGGGGCACCUGGGUGGCUCAGUCAUUAAGCGUCUGCCUUCGGCUCGGUUCAUGAUCCCAGGUUUCUGGGAUCGAGUCCCGCAUCCGGCUCCCUGCUCAGUGGGCAGCCUGCUUCUCCCUUGCCCACUCUCCCUGCUUGUGUUCCCUCUCUCCCCAUGUCUCCCUCUGUCAAAUAAAUAAAUACAACCUUAAAAAAUAAAGAGUGGAAGAAAUAAGGAGUAAAAAUAAAUGCUUCUGCUCUUAUCAAGGGCCAGAAGCUCUAACCAAGAGGUUUCCCAGUGCUUCAGUCAGAGCUAGGCUAAUGAAUAUAAGUUACCUUUGCUGGUUUUAGCUGACUUUGAAAUUAAAGUUCCAAACCCUUGCAUGCAGGGAGAGCUGGAUUUGAGCAAAAUGGACUUAAUAAACUCCAUUGUGCGGUUAGAUGCCUAGUGAGAUUUCCUGCCCAUCCAUGACCAAUCGGUAUUAUUUUUCAGUGACUGGUACUUUUGUGAGCAAGAUUGGGGUUUCUGGGAGUGAUUAGCACUUUUCACCAUUGAUUGACAGGUUCAAACAGAAAUGAGACAAUAGGAGGAGUCAUUAGGAAUUCAAAUGUAAGGUUAGUGUUUGCAGGCUUUGCAAUUGAUUUUAAUAGGAAAAAAAAAAAAAAAAAAAAAACCCUGUAUGUAAGGAAAGGAAUUAAUGUUUGAAAUGUUAACUUAGGAAGUAUAAAUCAAUCUGUUCAAUUUCAAAAAAAAUUCAGAACUGAAAUUAAUAAAAAGGAGAAGAUGAAUUCAGAACUGAAAUUAAUAAAAAGGAGAAAAUGAAAUAGCAAUAUUAUAUUUUAGGCAUUCUUUCUAGAAAUGUCUUAUGUCAACCACAGAUACAUUUAGUUUUUUGCUGUGGAUAUUUAAGACCCAAAAUCUAAAAUCUUAGAGACAUUCACAGUAGCAAAGGUUUAGAUUUGGUUUUCUCAUACAUGAAAAAUCUUGUAGGAAAAAAACAAAAACUGUUUUGCUAAGAAAAGAAAAGUGAUGAAGCUCUCCAUUAUAUCCAGGGAGGAUUCCUCAGGGAAAUAAUUACAGUGAAUGAUUCUAGCAUUGACCAGUAAUUGAUAAUUGGCCACAAAUAAUUAGGGUAGAAUAUCUUUACUGGUGUAAAUUAUGCUAAUAGCUCAGCCUUGUCCCUAGAUGCUGAUGUUGGUUUCUUAUAAGUAAUUUUGUUUUAAAUUCACAUUAUAAAUUUAGCAUACUACACUUGAAAAUUUAAUCUUGUUUGGCAUCAAAGCAAAGGCAGAUACUACAGAAUUAAGCAAGCCUAAUCAAAGAAGAAAAGUAAGAUGCACACCAUCAUUUUUCAGGAUGUUUUGCUAAGGGUUGACUUCUCGUGGGAAAAGAAGUGUUCUCUGACAAAAAUGCACACAAACUUAUGUUUCUAAAAAAACAAAACCAAAUCGGAGCAAACUGUGUGACUUGGAAUCACCUCACAAAUUCGGAUAGAAGCAUUUCCACUACCUUGCAAGUUGUUACUAUUUAAAGGACGACCACAUAAAUCCAAUACCCCGUGCACGAGAUAAUCACUGCAUCAGAUUUUUAUGCAUAUCCUGUGCGCAGCUCAGCAUUCAAGCUGCAUUUUUUGAAUAUGUUGUGACUAAUUUAUGCCAAGUUUUCAUCAACCUAGCAUUUUUCAUUUUUCAAUUGACAUACAAAGUUCUGUAAUUUGUGUGCUCAGUAUGUUAAUAUCCUGAGAUAGGAAGAGAAAAUCCAAUGCAUCACGAUAACAAAAAUAAACUGCCAGGGAACCUCGGUAGAAGUGAGAGGUCAGGAAAACAAGCACAACCCCAUGAAUGGCUAGUGUUAGGAUUUGCGUGGGUCAUGCAUAAUGCACACGUCCAUAUCAUGAGAUGAUUUUGGUCAUUCUUUUUUAAUCAACUCACUCACCAUCUGCUCUUCAGUUUCCCUCCAAAAGUUCAAGGCAUGCUCUGUUAAUAAGUGGUUUUCACACUUUGCUGCAAAUUGGAAUCACCUGCUGAUCUUUAAAAACUGUAGAGGCAUGACUCCUACCCUGCACACUCUGAUUUCUUGGCGUGGGGCUCCACGUAAGCAUCAGGAGACUUCUCGAAGCUCUCCAGCAGAUUCUAACGUGCAGCCAAAUUUGGCAAACAGCUGACAAGGCUUUUCUGCCUCAGUUUUCUCUGAAUUGGUCUGAAGAGAUGCCGAUGUCCUCUCUCACACAUAGUUUUUUAAAAAAAUGCUUUUCCAUCUUGCUGUUGAUUUCAGGCACACAGCUCCUUGAUCUGCUGUCUUCUGAGAAGGAUCACAGCACAGUGCUCCCUGCUUCCGGCAAACCCGCUUACAGCCUCUCGUCUGCUCUCGACUUCUUUCUCAUUUUCCCUUUAUACUCUUUCAUCCCCAAACUACUACAGAUCAGCUGUAAUCCUCUGAGUUUCCAGUCCUUAUCCAAUUUCCUAUCUUUAGCUAUCUUUGGUACCUCAUUGCCAGAUUAAGCAUGAAAAGGUUUCCUUAGCAGUGUUACCCAUUUCUUUCUCGUUAUCCGAAAACCCACAGGCAGGCUCUACUCCUUUCUUCAAUCUUCACCCAAGAACAAAGUCAAGACUCUUAGCGAUUUUUUUGGCUCAUUAAAGUGAACUUCUCUGUUCCAGACUGUAGUUUUCUGUCUCAUCCCAAAUGCUCAUUGUUUUCUUGCACAAAACACUACUGUCAGACUUCUUGUCAUUUCCCUUGCUCAUUAUGAACACCUUACCCGUGUGUUUCUUAAACACAUCCUAUCCAAUUUGUCUCCCUAUUCUCUUUCCCAGAGCCUCCUUCGGUUCCAAGUUAACCUCAGAAUUUUAGAUCUGGAGGAGUGUCUGCUUUGGGAAUUGAUAGAAAUACUUCCUAAAUGCUUGUAUACCAAAUGGAGGCAUACAGAGGACUGUUCCACGACAGAAAUGACCAAGAGCCUCUCUAGAUUUCCUAGAGCUACUGUAAGCCUUAGAAAUGCAAUUGUUCCUCACCCCUGUUCUUCCUUUCCUCAACACAUUUCAUCCAGAUUCACACAGCCGACAUUGAGCUGGGAUCACCCAAAGGGGCAGGAAGGGCUACAUUGAACGGAGAGUUAUAUACAUCUAUGUCUGGACGAGGGGACUUGACCCGAAGCUGUAGCAACCCAGCCGCUAUAGUCACACUGUUCUGUCUUCAGGAUGUUUCCCAUGGCCAAAAAUGCUCUAAGUCAUCUCCAACUUCAAAGCAUUCAGCAAACAAUGGCAAGGCAGAGCAGCCAGAAGCGGACACCUGAUUUCCAUGACAAAUAUGGUAAUGCUGUAUUCACUUAUGGAGCCACUUUCUGUGCUGCUGUAUGUGCAUAUACAGCAACACACAUUGGAAUAGAAUGGAACCUGUCCCCUGUUAGCAGAGGCACCCCAAAGGAAUGGAGAGACCAGUAAUCAGCCCAGCUGGUAUAACACUAAAUUAUUUGAAAACCAAUUCAGAAUUGAUUUCAACUAGAAGCACUGUGCACCCUUUAAAAUAGGGCAUGAUUGAAGAAAUAAAGUACAUUCGGAACCUUAAAAUAUAUAUGUGUGUACAUCUAAGUCUGUGUUCUAGUCUUUGUCAGAUUAUGCAAAUUAUACAUUAUUUGAAAAACUGUAGAAGGCAGGGGUACCUUUUUGCCUUCCACCUAAGGGCCUAUUUCCCAUAAGAGCUGAGUUUUGUAAAAUCCAUCACUACCCCGUUUCUGUCCCCCACCACUGCCGCCCACCAUUUCCCUCUCAUCCGAUGCUAUACUCAGCUUCUUCCUGGGCUCCUUCUUCCCUUUCAUGUCUCCAUUACCCUCUUUCAAGUUCUACACUCUCAUUUAGCAGGUCGCCACCACCUCGUACUUCUUAACUCCCUCCUGUAAAUUUUCUUCUUGCCGUGAUACUUUUCUAUGAUAGUUUUUCAAAGAAGUCUUCUUUCAGAGGAAAAGAAACAACUUUUUUUUUUUUUUUUUUUUUUUUUUUUUUUAAAGUCCAAGAAUCUAUACCAGUGAGGAGAACCCUAUCUUCUUUCUGGAUGCACGGCGUUUCGAAGUUAUUCAAUGCACAUGAGUCAAAUGAUUAUGAAUGUCAAUCCCGGAGGUAGAAACAAGCUCAAAGUAACACCCCAGAAUAAUAAUGGCUCAAGAAUCAAUAGGCAAGAUUCGGUUGUCACAAAAUCACAGGGUGCUUUUUUUUUGUUUUCUUUUGUUUUGUUGGUUUUUUUGUUUUGUUUUGUUUUUUAAGUGAGUUCGAACGAUGAAUAUGAUUAUUUUUAACUUGUUCAUUUUAAAGGAUGUCAUUAGCAUGUAGAGUUGGGUAUUAAUCACAGCAUGGCUUCUCUGAGUUUGGACUUGGGAAGGGGAUAGAUUUGUUUCAAAUCCGGAUUGCACUUGUGCCUUCAGCAAGCAAUUUAACCUCUCGUGGUCUGUUUCCUCAUUGGUAACCUAGAGGUGUAUAUCAUAUCUCCUCUUCCGAGAGCUAAGUGAGAAAAGAUCUGUUAACCACGUUGCAGGACUGGGGCAUGGGAGGAGCUCCUGUAAUGGUUGUUGACCUGUUAUUGUUGAUGUACCUUAUGACACCUAUUACCAAGUAUCUAGGUGUUUUUCCUAUAUUUCUUGAACAGCUGUGAUAGGAUUCUUUUAUCAGACCAUCCCAGAUCCAUCCCUGGCUUUUAACAUAUCAACACAAAGAAAUUUUAUACUUUCUUACCCAUACUUCAGCAUUGUUCAGUAUUAGGUAUACUUUGCCCAUUUUUCACUUAAGAACAUUUUAAAUGGAAAAUAUUAAUACUCCAUACGCUUUCAAAAUAGUCUAUCUGUUAUCAGCCUCUAUAGCCACUAGAUGCCAAUACAAUGUUUAUCUGGGAAGUUUAAUAAAGACUCAUUAGUAUCCUAUUUAAUGAUUAAGUAAUGUAUUUCUUUUGCAAGAUAUGUUAAUAUCGAAGUGUUUCAGAACAUUUUGCUGUCAUAUUUAUGGAAGUCACUCCACCAACAAAUGAAAUGCUUUGCCUCAUCCAGUCAUAAAUAGUUGCUGAAUAGAAAGAGUUUUAAGCCUGAAUCAAAUUUAAAUUGCUAAGAAAAAUGUAUAUAGGCAGAAUAUAAUUGCCCUAAUUGGAUUUUCUCCAGGUACUUUACUUGCAGAAAGACAAUGAGAUCUUUAUUAUUCAUAACUGGAUAAGACCUACAUUUUAUAUUGCAUUUUAAAGGUAACGUCUUAACUUUUCAUAGUUACAAUAGUAAUUCUGAGGAAGAAAUACUAAUGUAUUUCUACAACCAUUUCCUUUGGGAUGUUGGCUAUUUUGCUAUUUGGCUAAAGAUCAUUUAAAUUCCUGUCAAAACUGAGCUUUGGAAGGCUUGAGUAUUUACUCUUCAAUCUUUAACCCUCAAAUUAGAGUCAACAACUUUUUUCUGAACAUACUAAAUAACUAUUAUUUUUUGAAACCUCUUACUGAUGUAGAAAAAUGUAAUUCAAAUCUCCUUUCCUUUGACAUUAGAGUGUCCUGACUUAUAUGUAAAUUAGAAAAAGAUCUCAAAACAAAUAAAAAAUGAAAAUCAGAUAAACAAAGAAGAAAAGAAAUCAUAUUAUCUUUAUCUGGGAACAUUAUUAGAUGUAUGCUUUUUCCCUCAGUCCCAAAUUUUUGUGUUUUUUCUUUCAAUCUGUCAUGUACCAUAUCUGCUCAUUUUAGGGGGAAAAAAAGGCUAACAAAAAACUUGGAGAUCUACUAACCUAAGACAGAUUUUGAGCCUGAUCUUUAGUCUCAAUAUUUUGUAUUGUGUAUCCUAGUAGUAUCCAACAUUGCUAACCCCCAACCUUAAGCAAAAUUGUAUUGUAAUAACAUUUUAAGACAGGAAAUGAUAUUUUAGGACAAUAUUAGGAAGUUUCUAUUUUUCCUUGCCUGUCUUUCCCCAUCUACACUGCAAGUUGGUAAUAUUUUAUGUAAGAUUAUAACUUAACGUAUUAAAUAUUAUACAAAGGAAGAAAGAGUAAAAACAGUAGGGAGAGAGGGAGGAAAGUGAGGUCAAGAGGUUCCAUCUGAGACCACUCAUUAAUUUCCCAACCAUUUUAUGAAAAUCCUCUUAACAAUGAGGAGCCCAGUGCCUGUUAUGUGAUGGAUCACAGUAAGCAGAGCAGACACAGGGAGAGUAGAGGAGGAGGGUAUGUGGGUGUGGAACAUACAGGGAGUGACGGAGGGAGCGGAGUGGUAGGCAGGAAAGAUUUGUGUUGGUUCAGAAUGUUCAAUUGACCUCAGUGCCCCAGAGUUUUGCCUGAGGUCUAAAAGGCAAGAAUAAAAAGUGGUACCCUGCUUUCAAGGGAGGGACUAGCCCCUUGUCCACCAUUGUAGGUACUAGGUACAUGAACCUAUGGAGCACUUGGAAUGUGACUAGUUGAACUGAGAUGUGCUGUAGGUAUAAAAUACAUACCAGCGUUCAAAGAUGUGGCUAGAAGAAAGAAUAUGAAUGAUCUCAUUAAUAUUUUUAUUAGUUAUGCAUUAAAAUACAAUUUUGGAUUUCUGUGGAUAAAUAAAAUGUUUUAGUAAACUUCACCUCAUUUCUUUCUUUUGGCUUUUUCACUAUGGCUACCAAAAGAUUUAAAAUUAUGUAAGUGGUUUGCACUGAGUUUGGAUUUGGGAAGGGGAUAGAUUUGUUUCAAACCCUGAUUGCACUUGUGCCUUCAGCAAGCAAUUUAACCUCUCGUGGUCUGUUUCCUCAUGGGUAACCUAGAGGUGUGUAUCAUAUCUCCUCUUCCAAGGACUAAGUGUUAACCACGUUGCAGGACUGGGACACGGGACGAGCUCUGUAAUGGUUGUUGACCCUGUAUUUCCACCGGGCACCAACGCAUGACACCACCCAGGAAGGCCUUUCUAACAGAUAACAAAAAUGAUUCUGUCAGCUUUUAGCUUUUACCAUCACUCACCUCCACCUUAACAUCAUAAAACUAAUUAGGAAAAGUGAAAAAUGCUUUGAAAAGGAAAAGUUAAGGCCUGUCAUCAGGAGUGACAUCGUGGCAUCUUCCUUCCAUGGAGCAAGGGCUGGACUUUCUCCCCACUUCAAGUCAAGCAAGGAACUUCAAAACAGAUCCAUUUGUUCCAAUCAAGAUGUAGAUCUGAAGAGGAGACCAACUCCUCACUCUAGGGUGCUGAAAUGUUUAAGCCACUCUUUCUCCUGGUACCUGGAACUGAAGGUGGUAAGAGGUCUCUUAGAAAAACCACCCAGGGGGCACCUGGGUGGCUCAGUGGGUUGAGUCUCUGCCUUCGGCUCAGGUCAUGAUCUCAGGGUCCGGGGAUCGAGCCCCACAUCGGGCUCUCUGCUCAGCAGGGAGCCUGCUUCCACAUUUCUCUCUUUGCCUGCCUCUCUGCCUCUCUCUGUCAAUAAAUAAAUAAAAUCUUGGAAAAAAAAAAAAAAAAAGAAAGAAAGAAAGAAAAGAAAAACCACCCAGUCUUCUUACAGUUGAAGGAAUUCAGAAGCUCAAUUAGUGAUGGGAGAAGGGAAAACGAAGAGGUAGAAGGAAGAGGCUAGGUUUCCUGUCCCUAGUAGAGGUCCUGGUGUGGGCAGACUUGAGUUAGGGAAGAGAAAGGAGUUCUGAAUUGGAUGUGAAAGAAACAUUUUGGCUUGCACAGUACUGUACUUUUUAAUAGCUGAAAGUGACAUGUCUAAUUCAUGUAAAAGCAAAAAAACCUAUGGAAUAUGUCUGAGUUCUGAAGCAGUAAAAGACCUAUUAUAUUUCUUAUCUGUCUCCCCAUUAGAAUUUAAGCUCCAAGAAGGCAGGGUUACUGUGUCUGUUCUGUUUUAUUUUCAUUUGCUUAACCUAAGGGACCUAAAAUAGUAUCUGGUCACAUAGUAGAUAUGCAAUAAAUAUGGGUUGAAUGGAUGAAUAAAUUGGAGAGAAAAUGCUUCCUUUUGUACUUAUAGAGUUUUGCACAUUCAAUAAACUCAACACUUGGGCUAAGAAGCAAUGCCUGUGUCAUUUAAUGAGCAUGAAGUUGCUGGUGGAUAAGGGGAGGGAUUGCUGGUCAGUUCAGCAAGUGCAGUCCAUUUCAGAAAUUACAGAGAAUAGUCAAAUCACUGCAUGAUGCUCUAUCAAGAACUCUUGUAAAUUUUCCUUACCAACACUCUCACAUUAAGGCUGGUGGUGCUUAAAAUAUUUCCAGUGUUUUAGAGUUAUUGAACUUCUUUCAGUCAGUAAGAUCCCUUGUGAAAUUUCUUCUAUCAUUCAUGGCCAAUUACCUUUGUUUUUUCAAUUACUGGUCAUUUUGUUUGAGAUUGAGUUUUGAGUAUGAUGAACACUUUUCAUCAUUAUUUUAUGUAGAUUCAAGGAACAGUGAGAAAGAUUGUAACUUUGACGAAGAUAGAUGCUGCCACCUGCACGCUUCCUAACCUUCUCUAACAAAGCACCUUGUUAGAUAGUAUGUGAUUGCUGCCCUGAGGACCAGGGCCUUAAAGCAAUCAGCAUCAGCGUGCUGGGCUCUUAGGUUUCUAAGACUUUAGUGCUCUAUUUCGUCCGUUUUCUGGAACUCAUGGACAUCAGUUUUUGUACUUCAAAGUCAAUAAGGGUAUGAUAAAACUCUAAACUUCUAGUUGAAAAAAGUUUGUGCCUGAACAGUUUUGAAAAAUAUAUUUAUGGGCAUAAAAAUAUACUCAUAUUCUAUUCACAGCUAUUAUAUCUCAAAGUAUACCAAAAAUGGUGACGAUUGUUUUACCUGGGUGUGGGUACUUAGCUAAAAAUACGUGUGCACAGUCAGCCCCUACCUCAAGCUCAGGUUGACCAUCACAGUUUCCAUGACUUUGGUCCAUGUCCUGAUACCGCUUUCCCUUUCUUCCUUGCCCGACAACUUUGUUCAAAGGCCACAACUUGCCUUUAAGCUAUAUAGAUGAGAUCUUUCUCCAAAGAUUUUAAAAGCAUUUAUGCAUAUUUUAAAGUAUUUUAUGAAAGAGAAUUAGGAUUCUCUAUUUUUCUAUUUCUUGAAAUAAAAAUUUGACCAAUUUUAGUCCAAUUGCUGUCCUCAUAGACGGUGGGAAAAGAAUGUUGUAAUCUUUAAUAAUUUCAGAAAUGAUUUCGUCUUUCUUAAGGAGAAAAAUGAGAGGGAGCUGUCACACUGGAAAGGAUAAGCUAUGAGAGGAGUUGGGCAGAGUAGUACAGAAGACAAGGACAACAGUACAGGGAUAAAGAUGGGAGCAAGGAGAUCAAAUAGAAAAGGAGCCAGCUAUAAGGAUAUCAAAUUGUUGUCAACUCAAGCAUCGACUUAGACUCAGAGUGACUUUCCUGGAGCCAGUUGUUUUGAAAAUUUUUAAGGCUAUUAUAAGCUGUGGGCGCCUGGGUGGCUCAGUGGGUUAAGCCGCUGCCUUCGGCUCAGGUCAUGAUCUCAGGGUCCUGGGAUCGAGUCCCGCAUCAGGCUCUCUGCCCAGCAGGGGGCCUGCUUCCCUUCCUUCCUCUCCCUCUGCCUGCCUCUCUGCCUACUUGUGAUCUCUGUCUGUCAAAUAAAUAAAUAAAAUCUUAAAAAAAAAAAAAGGCUAUUCCAAGCUGUGUAGAAAAGAGAGUCUUGAUCACAGUGCAGGAAGGGGGAGUUGGGUCACAAAAUCCAUGUACUUCCAGACUCACCACCAAUAUCAAAGAACCCUAAGAACUAGUUCCAAAUUUACUUUUUCCAUUGAAAAAAGAAAACUCUUCCUACUAGACAUUUAAAUUUAAAACAAAUCUAUGGUUUGGAAAGAACAUUAAAAAAAAAAAAAAGAUGAAGGAGGAGAAGGAGAAGAAGAGGAAGAAAAAAGGAGGAGAAUAAAAUCACGUGACGGUUUCAGAUGAGUUCACAUCUCUGAGGUCUCCAUCAUUAUACUUUAAAGUACUGAGAAAGCUUGAAUAGAUGGGCCACUGAAAGAAGGAAAGAAAGAAAGAGAGAGAGAGAAAGAGAGAAAGGGAGGCAGGAGGAAAGGAAUAAAAAAAGAGGGAGAGAGAGAAGCAGGGAUGGGAGGAGAGAGAGAGAGGAAGGAAGGAAGGAAGAAUGAAUUAUGGAGGUACAAAAAGUGCUAUGAAUCUAGCUAUAAGGCAAAUAUUCUUUCAGUGCUCAAAAAGAGGAGAAAAAGAUGAAUUGCAUUUAGCAGGGAAAACAAUGCCCUUUCUCUUCUCCAAAGUGAAAACCUCCACCUGUGCUCCCUCUUGUCAUGCCAAGAGCCUUCCUUCUUCUCUAACUAAGCAAAUUUAAUGAAAGAAUAGUAUGCUCAGCUACCUUCCCUUUUUCAUCUUCUAGGACCUCUUAAUUCCUUAUAAUGGAUUUCAUUUCAUUCCACUGGAAUCUCACAAAAUUCUUACAUAAAGAAUUGCUAAGUGUCCGGUUUGUAGCACAUCAUUAAAUAUCUUUCAUUACACUUGCUUUCAGAUAACAUUGUGUUACUUUAAUGUACAAGACCAUAUGUUUGCCUGUAGUCACCUUGUGUCUUUCUCAAGCUCCUCAUCUGGCCCCUCCUGUUCUGACUAUAAGUAUUUUCUUAGAUUCCAUCCUCAUUUCAGACACUAUAUGUUCAUGACAACCAUGAAUUAAACCAUAUUUUUAUCUCACGAAUACUCAAGUCUACCUGCUUAGUCCAGACCACCUAAAUGUUGAUGUUGUGUUCCAGCUGCCCACUAGAAAGAUCCAUGGUUGUCCGUACAUACUUCAGUUCAACUUGUCCAAAAUCAAAUAUAUCUUUUGUGUUCACAGACCUGCUUUUCCUUUGUUCUCUUGAUUGGUUGACCAUUCCUGGUGAACUACUCUUGAACCGAUACUCAAUACCCACUGUGCAUUUUGCUAAGGUUUACUUGUGAUGUAUCAUAGAAGAGGCAUGACAACCCUCUGAGAGGGAUUAUGAUAACCAUUUUACAGAUGGGGAUAUGGAGGCACUAGUUGGGUAAGGAACUUGCGUGAGAAAAUACUAGGUGAUUAUUAGGUUGUAGUGUCAGAAUCCCUACCAACAAUUACUAUCUUGAGGCACAAUAACAUUGUGUGACCCUGAAGGAAACGUGUAUGAGGAGAGGUGGGUUUACUCUGUUUCUACAGAGGGCAGAACUGGAACAAUGAACAGAAACUACAUGAAUAAGGACUUCAACCAAUUUAUCAAAGAACUUCUUUAAAAGUGGUAUUACAACACAGAGAAAAAAGUUUGUAGGCAAAAUAAUGGCUCCAGAUUUAGCACUAUGGGGGGGAAAAGUGUUUGGGACAGAGAAUAACUUUAGAUCACACUCACUCCUAAAAUUCACUAUAAAAUAAUGUUUCCUCCCUCCUUUGGAUAAUAGAUUCAAUAGUCUGCUUACUAGUCACAUGAAAAACUAAACAGAUGCCCAUGAACAUUUAAUAGAUACAGUGAAUAUUGGAUAAUCAAUGUACUGUGGACUCAACAAUCUUAAUCAUUUUAAAUAGGAAAAAAAGUGAUUUUUUUCCUUUCUUAUUUCAGUGGUUCAGCUGCUUUAGUUUAUGUCAUGCUCUCUGUCUUUGAAAAGCAGCUUCCACAGGCUGCUGCAAGUAUUUCUAAAUGCUCCUGCCCUAUAACGUAGCUCUGGUUGCAGCAUCGCCACGCUGUGUGGUUUCAACAGGAAGAGGGCCAAGCGGGGUGAAUGGAACAACUCUGAAACUGCUGGGAAAUUGAAGAGAACAUUCCUUGUGUGUUUGGGUAUGAUUCCUGCCCCCACCCCCCCAGGUGCAGUAUAUCUGCAUUUUAUGUAGUUUGGGGUUUCAUUUGUUUGUUUGUGCUUUUUCAAGACUUUAAUCUAGUUUUUAUUGUUUUACUCUCUGCUGGCAGCAAGGGUCUGUGCUUAACACUUCGGAUCACGUGAUCGUUGUUACUCAGGAGAGUAGAUAAAUAGGGGGAGGGGCGAGAGGAGUCAUCAUCGUCUCCAACGAAAACCAUAGUGGGGUAAAAUAAUGAAAGGUGAGGUGCCGUAAGAAAAAUGCCGAAAUUCACGCGUGGUUCCCAUGGCGCGGCAGGCCCGGCGGGAUGCCCAAGGCUCUGGCUGAGUCCGCGGAGGCCACUGGCAGGUGCCUACAAUAAGACUGUUCAUCCCCUUUAAUUAGCACCUCAUCACUUACACCAGCUUGGUGUCACCCAGCUGGCUAGAGCACGACGACACCUCCAGCUUGAACUGGGCUCCAUUCCAUUUUCUUGGGGCUGAUGGAGACAUGUGGUGCUUUCUUCAAGUGCAGCUGGUGCUGGCACUUUCAUUGUAAAUUUAAAUCUCUGUUUGGAAAAAGGUGAUAAGAACAGUUUGUUUCAAGUCCCUGGUGUUUAAGCCUUAAGCAAUUCCCAGCAAAUACAUUCAAGGCUCCUUCUGGUUUGAUCGGCUACAAUUUGUAGUCUUACUAAUAGUAGCAAUGUUCCCAUACUCCUUAAUGAUAUGCACCUCAAAGGAAGGCUCUACACAGCCAUCGCUGUCUCUGUGGUUCAAAGUUUGUGCUGAUCGCUUUUAGCAUUUUUGAUGGUUCUUGUUGAUCAGUGCAAGUUAUGAGAAAAAUGCUGGCAUCUACAUGCAUUUAUUGGAGAUUCUUUUUCUUGUUUCUAUGGGACAAAAAUGGGAGGCUUUCUAGAUGCUCUCCAUUUCAUUGCAGUGCUUCCUAAAUAACACAGGUGCUAAUAUCCAAGACUGCACAAUGAGCAUGUAAGAACUUUUGGUCUUCUAUUUUUCUGAACACUAUUGUGCCAUCAUUCUUCAACUCAUGUCUUAUAAAUUAUCUUGAUAUGUAUUGCACUUGAAAGUUAUUACAUAAAUAGCAUUUUUAUCUAUUUUAUAAUCAGCCUGUAUGUCUCUUGGCUUUGGUCCCCAAGACAAAAAUAUUUGUCUUUUCUUUAAUUUCUUUGAAAACCUUUUUGUAUGCUCUUGAGGUAUCAGGUAAUAACUGAACUUUGGA